This is a messenger RNA of Cryptotermes secundus, 855 nucleotides long. It is a transcript of the gene sel, whose product is annotated as protein seele. The record is from RefSeq and is a predicted model, not a curated record. Gene Ontology annotation, cellular component: endoplasmic reticulum. Bases 64 to 705 code for a protein of 213 amino acids. Lineage: Eukaryota; Metazoa; Arthropoda; Insecta; Blattodea; Kalotermitidae. The transcript is spliced from 5 exons.
UUAGUAGAGAUAAAACAUAGCCGUUUAACCAAUGACACACACGCAACGUGUAAGACUGUUGUUAUGACUUCUAAGUUUUGUAAACGUCAUAUUGAUUAUUUCCUUGCAGAAGCAAAGAGCUGGAAAUCGAUCACUAUGGAUUUUCUCUAUAGUCUGCUGCUUGCCCUGUUCCCACACUGCAUAUUAUCUACGGUAGACCCUAAGAACGUACGAUGCUUAGUGUGCCGCAGUGUAGUAGAAGAAAUUGACAGUGUAAUACAGAAAGUUGAUCCAAAGAGAACUAUGGAAAUUGGAAGUUACAGACUAGAUUCGAAGGGAAACCAAAAACAGAAAACUGUGCCUUACGCCCGUUCAGAGAUGCAUCUCACAGAUGUUCUUGAGACAAUUUGCAAUAAGAUGGACGAUUAUGUGAGAGCUACUUACAAGACUUCAGGAGAAUUGACACUUUUGCGUCUCAUUGGUGCAGAUGGACAGAUGAAUCCAGAACUUAGUCAUGUGGACAUUGUCCAGGAUUCAGAUCUCAACAAAAGUCUAAAAUUUUAUUGUGAAGGGAUUGUGGAGGAAUAUGAAGAGAACAUCCUGCGAUUGUUUGCCAGAGAUGCGGACAAUAUUGACAUCAAACUAUGCUCCACUGAGGCAAAAUUGUGUUCCCACUCCGAGUCAGAUGUGGAUGACUAUGAGUUUGAGGAUAAAGAUGAACUGUGAUGAUGUGUUGAAGUGUAGACAGUGUAAUUAAAUUUUUUACUAUUGCAUUCCUUGUUCAUAACUGUAAUAUUUUUUUACCAUAAAUGUAUUUAAUAUGUCUUCCAGGGUGUUUAAAUUGAAAUACAAGAAUUAUUUUCUGUUACUGCAUUG